CAAAAUGUUACAUUAUAUUUGAAAUGUCCGGGUUAUAGAUAAUUUUUGCUAGGUUUUUUAGCAAUAGUGUAAAGAAACUUGAUAAUAAUCUUUCAAAUGUUUUAUAUCUUGAAAGAAUAUUACAUCAUUUGUGGAUGGCAAAUUUCGUACUGAAAGAUAUAAGUAUUGGAUGGGAAAAGAAAUACAAAUAAAUGGGAUAUUUCAUAAUAUUAAAGAAUACGUUGUGUCACAAGAUGGUCACCGAUACGAUGAAAAAGAAAAGGCUUUUGCACUAACAAUGUACAAAACGAUGGGAAAGCGUGCAUAUACAUGUUUACGCGAAGUUUUUAGAGAUAUUCCGUCAAUUAAAACAUUGCAGUUGGCGCUACAUAGAAUACCUUUUACCACUGGAAUAAACCCUUUUAUUCUGUCACAUUUGAAGAAAAUAUCUCCAAAUAUGUCAUUGAAAAAUAAGGUGCGUAUUCUAAUGUGGGAUGAGGUUUCUAUACAACCUUCCUUCACUUAUGAUACCCGAAAGGAUAUCAUAUAUGGUUUUGAAGACUGGAGCACCAAUCGUACCGCUAAAACAGCAGAUCACGCGUUAGUUUUUAUGUUACGUGGCAUAAAUUCGGGAUGGAAAAUGCCGAUUUCGUACAGCUUUUGUAAUAAACAAACGAAAACCGCGCAGUUAUUACGUUGUAUCAAAAAACAUAUUCGUGAUAUUAAUAAAGCAGGCUUUAACAUCGUUUAACAACACUGUUUGCGAUUAAGGGUCAAGCAAUGUAACCGCAAUAAACAAGUUAAUAUUGCGCACUAACAUAAAACGAA
Messenger RNA from Monomorium pharaonis (pharaoh ant), 807 nucleotides. RefSeq lists its product as uncharacterized. NCBI's taxonomy places the organism in Eukaryota, Metazoa, Arthropoda, Insecta, Hymenoptera, Formicidae. Bases 170 to 730 code for a protein of 186 amino acids. The record is from RefSeq and is a predicted model, not a curated record. The transcript is spliced from 2 exons.